GCUCCCUCAGCUGUCAGUGUGAAGGUGUGCGUGGUUGUGCUUCAAUCAUAGUGACAUGGGCUGUUUAAAGUGUUGUUUGGCCCUAGUAUUUGUUGUGUUAGCAUGUGUCUUUGCAUCAAGCAGUCCAGAGAUACCAAAUACUGAUGAUACCAAACCACUAUGGAAUGCCACCUGGACAGAUAAGCUGAAGCGUAAGCUUUUAACACAUUAUGACAAGUUCUCAAGACCUGCACAGCACACUAAUGCAACUGUUGUCAAGAUGGUAUUAACUUUCCGACAUAUUGAACUUGAUGAGUUAAAAUCAGUGAUGACAGUGUAUGGCUGGAUGAGAAUGAUAUGGACAGAUGAGAAACUGAAGUGGAAUAAAACAGAAUGGGGUGGACUCCAUGAGCUACAUUUAGCUGAUCAUGAAAUUUGGCAGCCAGAUAUUAUCCUUUACAACAGUGCGUCAGGAUCAAGUAUCGAUCAUUACGGGAAUUCUCAUUGUGUUGUGUUUCCAACUGGAGAAGUCAUCUGGGUACCCCCUGCACAGUUUCUUGUCUUCUGUGAUCUUGACCUUCGUCUGUGGCCAUAUGAUACACAGACCUGUCAUUUAACACUUGGCUCUUGGACUUAUGAUGGAGAUCAAGUGGAUCUGCAACUUGGUGUACCAUUUGAUGGUUUUGAGGAGUUGCAGAUGGACCUGUGGAAUACAAAUUCUGAAUGGCAGAUAGUGGAUGUAAAAGGAAAUCGAGCUGAACAGUAUUACUCAUGUUGUACAGAACCAUACAUUGACAUCACAUACAACAUCACUCUCCGUCGACAAUCUCCUGCUUACUCUGCCAUUGUGAUCACACCAGCUGCAGCAAUUGUUCUGAUGACACUGGCAGGAUUUUGGUUACCUCCAAAUGCAGGAGAAAAGAUUUUGCUCAACGGUUGUACAGCAAUAAUUAUAUGCCUGUUCCUGCUGUAUUUUUCUCAGAAGUUACCUGCAAUGGCAGGAAACACACCAUUAGUAGUGCUCUUUUACAGUAGCUCACUGCACCUUGUGAUUUUGUCACUGGUGGUGACUGUUGUUGUCCUAAACCUAUCACGCAAUUGCUACAGCAUUCCAGUUCCAUGGGUGUUGCAAUCAUUGCUCCUUGGUUGGCCAGGCAGAAUGUUAGGGCUACAUCACAUUGUCUUGCUGGUACCAUCAACAGAAGACCGCCAUGAGAGCUGUUCAGGAAUGGAAGACAGCAGCAUUGAAGCCUCAAGUAGCGGGGGCAAUGUGAGCAUUGGUGAUGACAGCCGACGUGUUCUGACACGUACAUCCUCACAUCGACGCCAUCAAGUUAACUGGAUUCUUCUAGCAAUAGCUAUUGAUCGCUUGUGCUUUCUGCUCUACUGUCUAUUGUUCAUCAUACUUGCAACAGUGUACUCUGUGUAGUGUGGAAUCUUCACAUCGGUAAUGUGACUAUUUUGUCUUGCAGUGGCCAGUGUCAGCUAUGGGAAAAUGAGUUCUCACAAACAGUUUACCCAGUACAAAUAUAAACUGUGUGUUUACAGAGAUAGUGUGUCUCAAACAUUUUGAAUUUCAUUCUCAAAUUCAUAAUUAUUCGCUUGUGUCUAUGAGCACCUGCCUUCAAACAGUCUUUGAAUAUAUUUCACUGCUAAUAGUGGUACUUGUUUGUUGCAUUAACUUAACAAAUACUGAAAUUCAGUGUUGUGUAUUAUUGUGACUGUUUCAUUACAUCUGUGCUUGGAUGCAGGUAAUUCUGCUCAUCCAGAUACUGCAACUUUCAUGCCAUUCAUACAACAGUGAAUUCAGAAGAAAUCAGACUUGUGACUGCUGCACUACUGAACAGUUGGCAUUCUGGUCCGAGCUGGCGGAGAUGGCAGUCACGUGCAUGAGGUGUGCUUGCUUGUGUGAAUGAAAUUUGUGUGUAUGUGUGUGUGUGUGUGUGUGUGUGUGUGUGUGCGCACUUCUUUUUCUGAUAAAGGCUGUGGGUGAAAGCUAAUAUGUAAGUGUCUCCUAUUUGUGCCUGUCUGCAACUUAAAGUGUCAUCUUUACGGCAAGUAGCAAUCUGUCUUUUCCUUACAUUGUUUGUUACUCAACUGAAACUUCUCUCCAACCCUUCCUACCUCUCCCUGCCACAUUUUCUCUCCCCAGUCACUACACCCUAUCCCUCCCCCCUUUUGAGAUGCAGUGUUACCAUAACAUUUGUCAGCUAGAACAGUGCAAUCAUGAAGUGAUAAAUACAACAUCAGAUUUAAUAAUUCUAAGUCCUAUGAUUAGUCAUGAGAGAGCAAACAGGACAAGGAUUUAUAAAUAAAAUACAGAAAAGGACACACAAAUACAAGCAUAAAGACAAGAAUAGAUUAAGUAAAUCGCACAUAGCGAAAGAAAUGUGAAUCUGAAGUAGAUGGGCCAUAUUUUUCAAAUUUUUUGUAAAGGUUAAAUGUGUAUUACUCACUUGCAGAGCCAGUUCUAACAUAGGAAAAGCUGUACAUCUCAGUCCUAAACGUCACGCAACUUAUUGAGGAUGGCUUUUAAAACCAGAGAAUUACAGGAGUAGCUUUUAUCGAUCUUUUGGCUACUUAUGACACUCUCAGUCAUUGUACAUUUUCUACGUGAUAACCAAAGAUUAAGUUUUCAACAAACUUAUUCAAAGUUUAUUUCAAAGCAGGAGAUUUUAUGGCAACUUCCAAGAUCAGCUUAGUCACUGGAGAUGUCAAAGAAAUGGUUUACCACAAGGAAGUGUUCUUCCACCAAUAUUAUUUAACACCUAUAAUAACGACCAAUUCCCUCCAGUAAACACAAGGAGUUCCAUUAGUGAGUCAAAGGAAAUCUUUUGAGGGUGUUGAAGCCUAUCUGGCUGACUGCAAACCAACAUCACAUGGUAAGAGAUUCAGUUAGUAAAUACGCUCCAUCCUGAACAUCUGGGAGUCACUCUGGAUGGUACUCUGAUGAACAAGCAGCAUUGUGAGAAUAUGAGAAUGGGGGAAGAAACCAGAAAUAAUACCCUUUGCAAGAUCACUGGUAGUACAUGGAGGUCUUGACCACAAACCCUGGGAACUCUGGCAACUUCUUACAGUGCUGCAAGGUAUGUGCACCCAGUCUGGUGCAAAUCUAUCCAUGCACGCAUAGUUGACAAGUACAAAACAGAACAUAUAGACUUGUUACAAGCUGUUUGAAACCAAUACCAUUUGUAUAACUCUUCCAGCCUGCAGGCACAGCACCACCAGAUACUCAUCACACAGCAGUUGCCAGCAUGGAGAGAAAAAAUCAAGGUCAUCAGGAAAACCAUUUAUUACAUAGGAAAGUUCGAGCAGCCACAAGGUUGAGGUCCAGAAGAAGUUUCCUCAAGUCCACUUCAGUCUUUCAAACAACAGCAGCUACAGCAAGAAAACAAUUGUGGAUUUCUUGACUCGAGAACAACACUAUCUCCCCUCUCCCUUCAUAUUAAAGUCACUCAAGAGCUUUUGUUCUGGAGUUGGAAGAUCAGCAGUAAUCUCCAGGAAUGGCACUCACCUGUGAACACCAGCAACUAUGACAGAGGCGAAGCAAAGACCACAAAACACAUACUGGAGUGUUAACUGUGCCUUGUGUCUCGUACAGAAGAUCUGCUUGCAACUCCAAGUGCGAUUGAAGUAGCAAGAUUUUGGUCACAAGUAAUGCAGCUUGAUAAUUCUUUCUUUCAUUUGCUUUUAAUGGUAAUAACCACGUAUUCUAUUCGUUUCUGAUUCAAAUAUAUAUAAGUACUAUUUUAGACAGCUGGAAGAAGAUCAUGAAAUGGAGUUCCAUGGAGCGCUAUCUGACGCUCAUUCAGGGAAAGGUGUACAAGCAAACUAUUUUCCAAUUUUUUUCACACUCAGCAUGUAUUUUUUCAUUCCCGAAUCACUGAGUUUUAACAAAUAAAAUCUGAAAAUAUUUGCUGUAGAGAAGGUAUUAAAACACAUAAAUGAUGUGGUCUUCAAUCCAAAGAACAGUGUGGAGCAGGUCUCCACAGUAGUCUAUUCCGUGCAAGCCUCUUCAUCUCUGUAGGACUACUGCAAUCUAUAUCCCUUAGAACCAGCUUACUGUAGCCAUACCUUGGUCUCCCUCUACAGUGGAACCCAUGCACUUCCCUCCAUUAUCUAAUUGAUGAUCCCUUGAUGCCUCAGUAUCUCUUAUCAACCAGUCCCUUCUUUUAGUCAAGUGGUGCCAUAAAUUUCUUUUUUCCUCAGUUCUGUUCAGCACCAACUUAACAAUUACCCAAGUUAGCCAUUUAAUCUUCAGCUUUCUUUUGUACCACCACAUUUCAAAAGCUUCUGUUUUUUGCCUGAACUGUUUAUCAUACACUUCUCACUUGUGUACGAGAGCACUCUCAUCUCAUUUCUGCACAAGAGUACUCUCACAACAAAUACCUUGAGAAAAGCUUCCUAACAUUUAAUUUAUGUUUCACAUUAAUAAAAUAGUCUUUUUCAGAAAUGCUUGUUCUGUUGUUAUCAGUGUGCAUAUUAUACUCUCUCUACUUUGGCCAUUAUCAGUUAUUCUGCAGCAAAAACAACAAAACUCAUCUACUACUUUUGGUACCUCAUUUACUAAUAUGAGCUGUGAUCUAAAAGUAA
Schistocerca serialis cubense is the source of this 4572-nucleotide messenger RNA. RefSeq names its product acetylcholine receptor subunit alpha-L1-like. Lineage: Eukaryota; Metazoa; Arthropoda; Insecta; Orthoptera; Acrididae. The record is from RefSeq and is a predicted model, not a curated record. Gene Ontology annotation, biological process: nervous system process; chemical synaptic transmission; monoatomic ion transmembrane transport. Gene Ontology annotation, molecular function: transmembrane signaling receptor activity; neurotransmitter receptor activity; extracellular ligand-gated monoatomic ion channel activity. The transcript has 9 exons. The coding region runs from base 56 to 1408 and encodes 450 amino acids. Gene Ontology annotation, cellular component: membrane; synapse; neuron projection.